Messenger RNA from Tarenaya hassleriana, 737 nucleotides. RefSeq names its product putative exosome complex component rrp40. NCBI's taxonomy places the organism in Eukaryota, Viridiplantae, Streptophyta, Magnoliopsida, Brassicales, Cleomaceae. Gene Ontology annotation, cellular component: nuclear exosome (RNase complex); cytoplasmic exosome (RNase complex). Bases 204 to 737 code for a protein of 177 amino acids. Gene Ontology annotation, biological process: CUT catabolic process; nuclear polyadenylation-dependent rRNA catabolic process; U4 snRNA 3'-end processing. The record is from RefSeq and is a predicted model, not a curated record. Gene Ontology annotation, molecular function: RNA binding. The transcript has 8 exons.
CCCUUUCUCUCCGACUCGACCUCCAUUCUCCGACUAGUCACGACCUCUCUCCCUCCCUCAUUUCGUUGGACGCGAGACCUCUCUCUCUCCUUCAGUUUGUCGCCGACUCGUCGGAACCUCUUUCUCCGUCACAGGCGAGUUCGAUUUGUGUUUUCUGAGCCUCCGAGGUAGUGGUCGCCAUUGUUGUUGGCGAACGAUAAAAGAUGGAUGCCAAAGUAUCUAGCUCGCCCGGAAGCCUCACUGAUCAGAUUGUGGUUCCGGGAGACGUGGUUCUUGAUUUAUCUGCCAUGACUAACCAAACAAUCAAGCUUGGCAGUGGCCUUCGUCAGGACGGUGAUGUGAUAUCCGCAAUGAAAGCUGGGAAAUUGAGAUACUCAAAGCCAAGUAAAUACUGGGUGGAAAGUUCUCAUAAAAGGUACACACCUUGCCCGGAGGAUCAUGUUCUUGGCAUCGUGGUAGAUUCUAGAGCAGACAAUUUCAUGGUGGACGUAAAAGGACCUCAAAUGGCGCUUUUGCCUGUACUGGCAUUUGAAGGUGGGACAAGGAGAAAUAUACCCAAGUUUGAGGUAGGCACUCUAAUCUAUGUUCGGGUUGUGAAGACGAACACGGGAAUGAAUCCGGAGCUGUCAUGUACUGACGCAAGCGGAAAGGCUGCAGAAUUUGGACCCUUAAGAGAUGGUUUCAUGUUUGAAACUUCAACUGGUUUUGACCCGUAUACUUGCGGUAGUUGUAUCUAG